Messenger RNA from Cucumis melo (muskmelon), 960 nucleotides. Its product is annotated as putative HVA22-like protein g. NCBI's taxonomy places the organism in Eukaryota, Viridiplantae, Streptophyta, Magnoliopsida, Cucurbitales, Cucurbitaceae. The record is from RefSeq and is a predicted model, not a curated record. Bases 243 to 788 code for a protein of 181 amino acids. The transcript is spliced from 7 exons.
UAUGAAACAAGUUCAAAUCUCUCUCGCCCUCUCCCCAACGUGCUCCCAUAUAAAUAGCCCCUACAAAUUCCAGCGCCCUCCAAUUUCCGAAACUUCUCAGCGCCAAAAAUCAAAAUUAAACAGAGAGUGGUGAACGGAGCGAAAUUGAGAGGUCUCCGUGGUGCUCUAUUUGACCUAGCCGCUCACGGACCACUUCACUGCCGCCGUCGUUCGUAUUGGAAUUCCGACCGCGUUUAUUCAAAAUGAUAGGAGCACUAAUCACCAGAGGACUUACUAUGAUUUUGGGCUAUGCCUAUCCUGCUUAUGAGUGCUACAAAACUGUUGAAACCAGCCAGCCGGAGAUUGAGCAACUGAAUUAUUGGUGUCAGUACUGGAUUCUGGUGGCUAUAUUGACAAUCCUCGAGAGAAUUGGCGAUUCUUUUAUUUCUUGGUUUCCGUUCUACGGUGAAGCAAAGUUGGCAUUCUUCGUUUAUCUAUGGCAUCCAAAAACUAAGGGAGCGAACCAUGUGUAUGAUUCGUUUUUCAGACCAUAUAUUUCAAAACACGAGCCUGUAAUUGACCGCAGCUUGUCGGAGAUGAAACUGAAGGCUAGCGAUGCUGCUUUUCUCUACAUUCGAAGAGCUGCUUCCUACUUUCAAACUACUCUCUUUGAUAUCUUUUCUAAGCUUAAUAUUUCUAAUCCAUCAACCACGGCUGCUCCUCCUCCCAAGGUUUUACAGCCGCAGAAGCAACCAUCAACCAAAGAGAAAGAGGAAGAGGAAGAUGAAGAGGAAGAGAAAGACAAAUAAUAAUUAUUAUCAUAAACACAAAUUCUCUUCCAAUUCCCAAUAAAAUGGCGGAAAUUGGAAGAAAAGCAAUUCCAGAAGAAAACUCCAUACUGUAAAACUAUAUUAUCAAUCCAAAUAAAGAUAACUGUAAUUAUGAAUAUCAAAUAUAUAUUAGAAACUUCUUAUCAUCACA